Strongylus vulgaris is the source of this 1614-nucleotide messenger RNA. Lineage: Eukaryota; Metazoa; Nematoda; Chromadorea; Rhabditida; Strongylidae. The record is from the annotation of a GenBank genome assembly.
AUGUACGGCUACGGAGGUUUAUGGGGAGAUUACAGAAGAGCAUCAACUCUUGCCGAUAUGUUAGCGAUGGACGGAUGCGAAUCAAAGCCUUGCCAGUACGGUGGCACCUGUCUUCCACGAUUUGGCAAGAAGUAUAAUUGCCUCUGUCCGCCUUACCGUACGGGUGACAACUGUGAGAUUGAUGUUGAUGAGUGUGCUAUGUACUCGGGAACGCAUGCUGGUUGUCAGCAUAAUGGAACAUGCGUCAAUCAUGACACUGGUUUUCGAUGUGAAUGCCGUUCCGGUUAUCAUGGUCCCUUAUGCCAGUAUAGACAGUCGACUUGUUCAAGAUCAAUUGAACUUUGCGGUCCACACGGGCACUGCAUUGAUGUAGAUACUUCGGAGAAUGAAGCUUCAUACAAAUGCAUCUGCGAUUGGGGAUAUAAAGUUUCGGAUGAUAAGCAGAAUCCAACUUGUGAGGAUGUGAACGAAUGCUUGGACAAUCCUUGCCAUCCUGGAGUAGACUGCAUCAAUCUACCAGGCAAAUUCCAAUGCACUGGAUGUCCUAAAGGCUACCAUGGCAACGGUCAGAUCUGCGCUGACAUCGAUGAAUGUGCUGCUGAAACAUAUCCAUGCUCGACAAAUCCUCGCGUACCAUGCUUCAACACCAUUGGCUCAUUUCACUGUGGAAAUUGUCCACCUGGCUAUCGCGGCGAUGGUCGCACAUGCCAAAGGACAUCUGCUUGUGAUGAUGCACCUUGCUAUCCUGGCGCAACUUGCGUUGAAGAUCCGUCUACUCUCAAUGUUGGAGGCUACACCUGUCAUUGUCCUGCGGGAAUGAUGGGUGAUGGAAUAGGUAACCUUAUCUCUGAAGAGACGAGGGAGUUUAUAUUGAGUUACUGUGGGCUAAUCAUAGGUGCGAACGGCUGUCAGAAAAGCAAUUCAACGAUUUGUCGGACUGAAGGGCAUUGCCUCAAUGGAGGAACUUGCAAGCCGAUAUCGGCCACAGAAUAUCGCUGUGCUUGUCCGGAGUUCUACUAUGGACUACACUGCGAACAGGUAUCUGCCUGUAUUGGCUCACCUUGUGAAAAUGGCGGCAUUUGCCAAGAUGCUGGUGUUGGGAAAGUAAACUGUAUUUGCCCUAUAGGAUUCUAUGGGUCUCUUUGUCAAUUUGAAGAAAACAGUUGUGGAGCACAUUACACGGAACCAUCGGGAAAUUUAACCUUCUCUACAGAAACGGAUAGUGUGGCUGAGGAUGGAUGCGAUUUUGUGAUAGCUGCUACAGAAGAGAAUUCGGUUCUCCAGAUCACAUUCGAGACAUUCAAGGGCAUGAGCAACACAGACUCAGCUGCUCCAGACUGCUCCAAAAUGCCUGCUAACUUGACCCUAUUUGAUGGCGUUAGUGAUAAUGCCCAAGUUUUUGCGACAUUCUGUGGCGACAUCGGUGGCGGAAAGGCGCCUGUGAUUGGAGAACCGAUAACGAUGACAACAACAAAUGCACUGCUUCGUUUCAAAGGAACGCGAGGAUCGUUUUCACUCAGAUGGUCGACGAAAAAAAGAGAAUGCGGUUACCGUACGAAUUUGGCUACCGGAGUACUUGUCGUCCCACCUCAUCAUCUGGAUACUGCAUGCGAU